This is a messenger RNA of Rotaria socialis, 3594 nucleotides long. The record is from the annotation of a GenBank genome assembly. Lineage: Eukaryota; Metazoa; Rotifera; Eurotatoria; Philodinida; Philodinidae.
AUGAUUUACCGAAUUUUUUCAAUUGUUUUUAUAUUUAUUCAUACUAUUAAUAAUGUUCAAACUGCAUCAAUACCCAAACGUGGUAAUGAAGUAUUGCAAAUAUUAAAAGACAUCAAAGAAAAAGUCAAAGAAGGAACACAAUGUCUUCCACCAUCGAAAUAUUUUGCUGGCUCAUGUUAUACGUACAUGAAAUUGUUAGCAUCAUCAUGGGAAGAAGCGCAUGAUAAUUGUUUAUCAUUACCUAAAGUACUCGAUGCUCGUUUAUUAGUAAUUGAUUCAAUAGCUGAAUAUGAAUUUGUUGAACGUGAUCUGAUUGGAAGAAAAUCAGGGUCUGAUAGUGUUUCAGUUUAUCUUGGAUUACGUAAAAUGAAUGAUACAUGGCUGUGGUCGAAUAAUAUACCAUUGCAAGAAACUUCUCUUAAUCGAUAUUGGGUUGAUAAUAAUGAACAGCUUGCUUAUGAGUGCGGUAUUAUUUGGCUUGCUCGAAAUAUUAGUCUAUUGACAGCAGCUGCAUGUGCUGAACAAGCACUACGGCCAUAUGUUUGCAAACAUACUAUCGAUCGUUGUUAUAAUAAUAGUGGUGGAUGUGGAAAAUAUGGUACAUGUGUUAAUAUACCAUUAAUGAAUUCAUAUAAAUGCCGAUGUCGAUUUUUAUAUUCAGGCGAUCGAUGUGACGGAUGGAGUAGUCAAGGCUUACAAGCGAUUGUUGGUGGCAUAAUCAUUAUAAUUGCAUUUGUUGGUUCGUAUUUUAUUAAUUUGGAUCGAACAGGAGAUCAGUGGUCAUUUCGAAAAUCAACAGUUGAACAUUAUCAGGCUGCUACAAUUUACAGUCAAAGUCGUCCAACAUCUUACAUGCCACGAACACCUAAUGCUAUUGAUCGAAUAAUUCGUAAUCCAUGUCUACCCGAUCAUCCUGAUUUUGUUGAUAUGUCAAUAGAGAAUGAAAAACUUCCUCGACAUUCUUCAUCAUCAACUCCACCACCUUUUCGUCCACCAAUCGAACAGCCUCUUGAACGUAAGCAUCGCUAUUCAUUUCGUCUUAGUGUUCAAGAAUUUGAAAUAUCAUCACAUAUACAAAGCUUAUUCAUUAAACCAAAACGUUUAAUAUUAAUUUCUUUACCAAUUGCAUUAACAAUUGCAAUAGGUCUUACAAUUUUUUAUGUAAGACGUUACGUUAAAAACCACAUUCAUCAUUCAUCGUAUAGUAAUUCAACAGGAUUAUUUCAAUUUUGUACAUUAUAUGAAAAUAAUUAUUAUGUUAAUUUAUUAACAUUACCUAUUGCUGUUGUUAUAAUAAUAAUAAUAAUAUGUAAUCAAACAAGAAUAGCUUAUUAUCGAUUCAAUAGAAAGAGAUCGACUGAAAAAUUUUCAAUUUAUUCUCCAAUACCAUUCAAUCCAUUUUCAAAAGUCAAUCGUUUUGAUACAAUGGUUUUAAGUGGUAUUGUUAGUCAUGAAAUUCUUCAAAUUAUUGAAGAAAUAUUUCUCAAAGCCACACAAAUCAAAAUAUUAACAAUGAGUGGUCCUCUAUUUGAUCUUGUUCGACAAAUAGGCCUUGUUAUUAUUAUUGGCAUGCGUUACUAUCCAGUUUAUACUGUUAUUGAAAUGACAAAUGCAAAUGUUCUUUAUUAUGCAUUAUGUGCUUUAUACAUGUGGACUGAUUUAAUACUUCGAGUAUUUGAACAAUCCUAUUGUGUUGAUAUUGGACCGUUAAUUAGAACAUGGCAUAAAUUACAGCAACUACAAAAUGAAACAGCAUCGAAAUUAGCAACAAGUUCGUUUAUGCAAACAACGAUGACUACGAAUUCGAACUAUGAUCGUUCUCAUUCAUCAAGCCGUUUGCGAACAUUUUCUCAAAAAACUCUAGGUAGUUUAUCUAUAGGAAGACCUAGACCAUUAUCAACAACGAUGCCGUCGACUCUUCAGCCAAAUUUAUUGAAUACAAAUCCUUCUCAUUCAUUAAAUUGGUCAUCAAUAUAUUUGAAUUAUUCUUUCGUUGAUCGCAAUGAAUCUCAAUCAACGUUUGAUCAAUUUAACAUUGACUCAUCCGUAAUUGGCAUACUUAAAUAUGCUCCAUACUAUCUAUGUUUAACAUAUAUAUGUCUUCGUCUCACAUAUUUGAGUAUGUCAAAAUUUUAUAAUUUAUUCUUGCGUUGUAAUAAAGAAACAAAUGGUUCUCAUAAACAAUCAUCGAAACAUAUAUAUCAUGAACCAGAUCUACAUUCUUCUCAAAAAUUAUCAGUCGAAUAUCGAUAUGUUCGACAUUUACUUCAAAAAACUCAACGCACAUUAAUAGAAAAUAAUAAAAAAAUACCAUUUUUUAAAUCAUUGUUUUACAAAAUUUAUCGUCCAAAUAAAUAUUUUAACUAUUCAAAACAAAUAUUGAACAUGUAUAUGAUUGCCUUUAUGUUAACUUAUUAUUUAACAUUUAAUAUUCUACAAGGAGGUUUUUAUAUAAUUGAAAAAAUUUAUAGUAUAUUCUCUAUACCACUCAUCGUUUUAACUGAGAAUAUUGAUAUACCACUACCUAAACCAAUGAAUCUUAAAUAUGAAAUUAUAUUAGCUUGUAUUUUAACAGCCAUUAUUUAUUAUGGACAAUUAUUGUGGGGAAUGAAAAAUUAUCAAAAACAUAUGUUGGAUGUUUACAAAGGAAAUUUUAUUGAUAUUCCUCCAAGAUCAGCAUUUAAAAGUGCUCGACUUAUAUCACAACAUGCACAUUAUCCUGGAUAUUGUCUUGCUUAUCUUGGUUUUGGUUAUAUAACAAUGGGAAAUAUAAUAUUUGUUGCUAUUAUUAUUUUGCGUGUUAUAUGGAAAAAUUUAUUUCUUUUCGAACAAGUUGCUAAAGUCGUUAUACCUAUAUUAGUUAUUUAUUUAUCAAAGUGUAUAUUAAUAUGGUUUCUAUCAAGAACAUUCUUUCUACAGAAACAUGGUCAAACAAUAGCCUUGAAAAAUCUUCGAUCAUUUUUUGUAUUUUCUUACUUCAAUUUUUUCUUCGAUUGUUUUCUUGGUAUUAUUUCAUGUGGCCUUCGUGUAACAAAAGCGACGAUUGCUGCAAUUGUGUUUUUGCCUCGAUUAGAUUAUUGUAUAUUUGGACGUACAUUAGAAAAAUUGGAUACAGGCUUUAUAUCUUAUGUAUCAUUUAUUCAUAUGGAAUGUCUACAUACACAUCCUGUACUUGUUUAUUUCUGUUCAUUAGUUAAUGAUAAAGUUGAUCGACGAAAUGAAUAUUCACGAUCGAAUAAACGCGAAAUACGUCAUACAGAAAUGUUUGCAUAUACACGUCGCCAACGUGCAAUGUUUCGUUGGUAUUUAGCUUAUACAUUGGUACGAAAUACUCACUUGGUACAAUUAAGAAAAUAUCAAGUUCUGAAUUUACAAUUAUCAGCAGCAGAAAGUUUCAAUGAAUUUUUAGAACGAACAGUUUUUAAUCGUUUUCAAUCGUCAACAUUAACAAGAUUUCCAUUCACAAAGAGUCAAGCAACUUUAUCGAGAGGAGGAAUUGUAGAUUCGAAUACGAUUAUUCGAAAUCAAAAAGCAGCAUGUACUAGUUUAUUGCUGGGUAAUGAAGAACACGACGAACGAAAACCAUCAUUUUAG